UUUUCAAUUUUAAAAAUGGAAAAAAUCCAUAUCAUGAACAAAGGACGAAUGCAAUGUUGUCAAAAGGAUCAACAGCACGUCAACAAUGUGUAGCGUGGAAUGAAUGAAGAUUUCUUUAAAUAAAAUGAAUAACGGUUAAUUGCCAGGCAGAUCACUAUAACCAAAGCUCAACUAGUAUUCAAUAGAUGGCCAAAUGUCAAUGAAAAAGAUUUGAGGUUAGAAUUUUUAAAACAAUUUUCCGUAAAUAAACGAUAUAUUGAAAACUAUCUAGCUAGAGUUUGAAACAGAAAAAUGACCUCAACAACAAAUAUUGAGUUGGAUUUUGGAAUUGUUAAAAAGGAUUUAACAAAAGGUAUCCAUGAAUGCUCGCAAAGAGGACUGUAUCAUUCAGUGAAGUGGUUGUCCGAGAUCAACUAUGCUCUUAAACAUAUUUCUAUUCCGAGAGAAGAAAUGCCCGAGUUCGAAGACAAUACAGAUGAUGAAUUAGAAGAGUUUUUGUUAGCAAAAUCCUUCUUAGACUUGAAGGAGUAUGAUAGAUGUGCACAUUUUGUUAAAAACUGUAGUAAACCAAAGCCUCGGUUCUUAUACUUCUAUUCACGUUAUCUUUCAAAUGAAAAGAAAAAACUAGACAAUAUGACUGAUACAAAUUGUCCUCCAGAUCCAAGUAAGAAUGAUGCACUCAAGGACCUUUGUACUGAAUUAAAAAUAGAUUAUUUUGAUGAUAAGUUAGAUGGUUAUUGCAUGUAUUUAUAUGGAGUAGUUCUCAAGAAAAUGGAUCUCUUGCCACUUGCAAUAGAGAUGUUCAUCAAAGCAGUAAAGCUAGAACCAAUAUUAUGGAGUGCUUGGUUUGAAUUAGGAAAAAUCAUCCCUGAUAAGAUAACCAUUAUAGCUGCCGAACUUCCGAAUCAUUGGAUAAAGUACUUUUUCCUAGCCCAUACUUAUUUAGAACAGUUGAAUAAUGAAGAAGCAUUGCAAAUAUAUGAUACACUUUUUGAACUAGGAAUACAAAAUAGCUCAUAUGUUAUGUCACAAAUUGCACUUGGUCAUCACAAUCAAAGGAAUUUGAAUGAAGCCAUUGAAAUGUUCCAGAAGAUCUUAGAAUUAGACCCAUAUAGGCUGGAAAACCUAGAUACAUAUUCGAAUCUCUUAUAUGUUCUUGAAAAAAAGAAAGAACUUGCCGACUUAGCGCACAAAGUGGUGAACGUCGACAAAUAUCGUGUAGAAACAUGUUGCGUUAUAGGAAACUAUUACAGUUUGCGAUCUGACCAUGUCAAAGCUGUAUUGUAUUUUCGAAGAGCAUUGAAGCUCAAUCCUCAUUUUGUUUCUGCGUGGACAUUGAUGGGUCACGAGUAUAUGGAGAUGAAAAAUACGAAUGCUGCCAUUCAGAGCUACAGGCAUGCUAUAGACAUUAAUCCAAGGGACUACCGAGCUUGGUAUGGGUUAGGUCAAACGUACGAGAUUUUAAAAAUGCCAAACUACUGUCUGUACUACUACAAACAAGCACAGAUGUUAAAGCCCAAUGACAGUCGUAUGGUUAUUGCCUUAGGGGAAGCAUACGAAAAACUGGACAAAACCGAAAAUGCUCUCAAAUGUUAUUAUAAGGCUUGUGUCCUGGGAGAUGUUGAAGGAACAGCAUUAUUAAAACUGGCAAAAUUGUAUGACAAGUGCAAUGAAAUCGAAAAUGCAGCAGCUGCAUAUACUGAUUUCUGUUUGAGAGAAGAGGAUAAAGAUUCCAAAGGUUUUGAAGAUCAGACAGAAUUUUAUGGUGCCCUUCAGUACCUAGCAAACUAUCAUUUAAAGAAAGGAGAGUUGGAGGACGCGUAUACCUAUGCUUACAAAUGUAUGGAGUGUGAAGAGACGAAAGAACAAGGUAAGGCUCUUCUUAAGACAAUAGCAGCAAAACGUGCUGAACAGGAACCACCUCCUGCUGCAAGACUGGAAGAGUCCAGUGCCAGUAAUAUGGACAUGACGUUUUCGCCAAGUUGAAAUUGUAGCUAACCAACUUAAGUUAAUGUAAGGAACUAGUAUUGAAAUAAAGAUAAAGAGAUAUUUUUUGAAUGAUCAUAAUUUUUAGAAUUUAGUAAAGUGUUGC
Molecule: messenger RNA, 2092 nt
Organism: Acanthoscelides obtectus
Lineage: Eukaryota; Metazoa; Arthropoda; Insecta; Coleoptera; Chrysomelidae
Source: the annotation of a GenBank genome assembly